Messenger RNA from Calidris pugnax (ruff), 3954 nucleotides. RefSeq names its product alkB homolog 8, tRNA methyltransferase (gene ALKBH8). Gene Ontology annotation, biological process: tRNA wobble uridine modification. The record is from RefSeq and is a predicted model, not a curated record. Gene Ontology annotation, molecular function: tRNA binding; S-adenosylmethionine-dependent methyltransferase activity. Bases 39 to 2090 code for a protein of 683 amino acids. Gene Ontology annotation, cellular component: cytoplasm; nucleus. NCBI's taxonomy places the organism in Eukaryota, Metazoa, Chordata, Aves, Charadriiformes, Scolopacidae. The transcript has 12 exons.
GCGGAGGAGGCGGCGGCGGGCUGUUUGCCUGCCCCAACAUGGCCGCCUCCAGCCAGGUCACCAGCAUAGAUGUUAAAAACGGCGAAGAUCAUUUGAAAGUCCAUAAAAUGAAGAAAAAGGUAUUGAGGAAGCAGGUCAGAGCUCAACACACAUUGAUGAGACAUGAGGGCAUUGAGUGCACCUCCCAUGCCACACAGAGUCUGGUUAUUGCCAAUGCUGGUCUUGGUAAUGGGAUGAGUAGACACCAACUGCUCAGGAUAGUAGAAGAAUAUGGCUUGGUGGAAAUGCUCUUAAUGCCACCAAAUAAACCAUAUUCAUUUGUGAAAUACGGGACGACAGAAGAAGCCAAGAAAGCCUUUGAUGCCCUUAAUGGAAAAGAAGUAACACUGGAAGACUUCAGUCAAAACAUUGUUCUAUAUAUUAAUUUUGUGGAAAAAGUUUUCUGGAAGAAUGCUGUUCCAACAAGCUUGCCUCCAGGCCUAAUGGUCAUUGAAAGGGUUAUUUCUCCAGAGGAAGAAAGCAGGAUGUUGGAAAGUAUUGACUGGAUAGGAGAUGAAGAUACUCAAAAUGCCCAGAAGACUUUAAAACAUAGAAGAGUAAAACAUUUCGGAUAUGAGUUUUGCUAUGAUAACAACAAUGUUGAUAAAGACAGACCUUUACCUGGAGGUCUUCCUGAAAUUUGCGACCUAUUCUUGGAGAAGUGCUUGAAGCAGGGAUAUAUCAAACAUAAACCUGAUCAACUGACUGUAAAUCAGUAUGAACCUGGACAGGGAAUUCCUCCUCAUAUUGAUACACAUUCUGCUUUCGAGGAUGAAAUAAUCUCUCUCAGUUUAGGAUCUGAGAUUGUGAUGGAUUUCAAACACCCUGAUGGCCAUACAGUGGCAGUUAUGCUGCCCCGAUGCAGUUUAUUGGUGAUGGCUGGAGAAUCCAGAUACCUGUGGACACAUGGGAUUACACCCCGAAAAUAUGAUGUCAUUCAAGCAUCUGAGCUUGGGCAGAAAGUUGGAACAAUCACUGCUGAUGUUGGAGAUUUAACACUAAAUCGAAGGGAAACAAGGACAUCAUUUACAUUCAGGAAAGUGAGGAGAAGUCCUUGCAAUUGCAGUUACCCAUCUGUCUGUGACAGCCAGAAAGGACAGCAAAGACAGGCCCAACCUUCAUUUCCCCACAAUGAGAUGGAGGCCUCAAAGCUGGAGCAAGAAUACGUACACAAGGUGUACGAAGAGAUUGCCACCCACUUCAGCAGCACCAGGCAUAGCCCGUGGCCCCGAAUUGCAGAGUUUCUCAGGUCACUGCCAAAAGGGUCGAUAGUGGCUGAUGUUGGUUGUGGUAAUGGGAAAUAUCUAGGCAUCAACGAGGAUUUGUACAUGGUUGGCUGUGAUCGCAGCAAAAACCUGGUGGAUAUUUGUGGAGAAAAAAAUUUCCAGGCUUUUGUCUGUGAUGCCCUGUCGGUGCCAAUCCGCAGCGGUUCUUGUGACGCCUGCAUCUCUAUUGCUGUAAUCCACCAUUUCUCAACAGCGGAGAGGAGACUGGCUACUAUCCGUGAGCUAGCGCGGCUUCUAAGGCCCGGUGGAACAGCACUCAUUUAUGUCUGGGCGAUGGAACAAGAAUACAAAAACAAGAAGUCUAAAUACCUUAAGGAAAAGAUUGGUAGGAAAGGCACAGAGGAGGAAAUCGAUACUGGCACAGCCCAAAGACCACUUAGUGAUCAAACACCUGAUAGCAGCAGCCAAGACCCAGUGUGUUCUGACCAACUCCUUAAUGACUCGAAGGACAAAGGCAGUGACACAAAGCCAGUCGCAGAUUGCAGACUGCCCGUUCACACUAACCGAACCUCCUUCCACUCUCAAGAUUUGCUGGUUCCCUGGCACCUGAAAGGUGGCACUAAAAAGAAAGGGGAAAGCGUCGAUACAGUGCUGCUUCCAGCUGGCUCCAAGGAAUCCCAAGAACUCAGCCCUGUUUUCCACCGCUAUUACCAUGUGUUCUGUGAAGGGGAGCUGGAAGCAGCAUGCAGAUCCCUGGAUUGUGUGAGGGUUCAGAAGAGUUACUACGAUCAGGGAAACUGGUGUGUGGUUCUAGAAAAGUUGUAGCCUGUGCUAUUUCCUCCCCUACCUGUGGUGCUCUGUUUCUUUUCACAGUGUGAAAGGUAUUUUUAAUGCAGGCUGCAGUUAUUACCUCUUUUAAAACUGCAGAAUAAAGAUUGUUUAUUGAGUUAAUAGCAGUAACUAGCACUAUGUACAUAUCUUAACAAAAUUAAGGGCCAAACUCAGUUACCACCUCUGCAGAAUGUUUAUUUUACUUUUGUGAGCAAGAUGUAUUAAGUGGGAAAAUACUGGCCAUGAAAAUCAGUGAGGCCAGUGUCGAGCUGUUAAAGACAAAGGGCCUGGUUCUCCUUUCUCUUACACCGGUUUAUGCUGGUGUAGCUGUAGUGGCACACACAAGCCCACAGCUAAUUGGAAUGGAGCUCUGGGCAGGAAAGCUGAAGCUGUUGCUGUAUAAAACUGUGGCUCAGGGAGGAGGGAAUGAAUGGCAUAUGUGUUUUGCUGUUUCCUAUUUUCCUCCUCUGCCUUUGGCCUAGAGGGCAACUUGCUUGUCCUUGCUUCUGCUCCCAGCUGUCACGCUACGGGCAGAGGACGGCCCUGGGAAGACACGCAGAGGGGGAUUCUGUGCUGAUAGUUACUGUGAGUAAAUGGCAACACUGAGUAAUACAUAGUCAAGCUAAGAAAACUUAAAGAAAUGUGUCAAAUCAGCUGUGAGAUCUGGCUUGUUUUUCUACUUUUACUUGGCAUUGCAUACUGCUGAGAAACCUGCCUGUCAGUUACUAAGGCUGCAUUGUGUUUUGCAGGGGUGUCCCUGCGUGCUCACUCCCCUCUGGGACACUUCCCAAAAAGUUGAAUUCCCCACUGGGGGUGGUAUUGACACGGUUUUGCAUGGAGGCCCCUGAGCUGGCUUCAGUAGUGGGACGCCGUGCUUGGGUGCAGCAGCCCACCCAGUUCCCCAGUGGGCUGUGGGACCGGAGCGAGCCCAGGUGGCUCCCCAGUGCAGUGUCACACAGCAUCGAUGUGUCACUGGUGGCAGAGGGCAGGGACAGCUCCUGCUGGGGGUCUGUGCAGUGACUAACUCACUAAAUUGGGCUGCCCGUUAUUUCUGAUGCCUGUGGAUUGCAUUCAUGCAGACAAAAGUUGGAGGACGACAUCUCUUACGCUCUUUAUCUGCACGGCCUUGUGUUUGUCCGUGCCUGGCUUCCUGCUGAGUGCACAGCGGCUUCUGUUCCCUUUAUCUGUAGGUGCAUUUUCUGUAAGGAUACACAAUGAGCUGGCAAGAAACGCAAGUGCUGCUUGAAACAGCCCCAAAGUGUUGCUGUAUCUUGACCUAGACCUUGUGUGACAAAUGAGGAAUCGGGUCUGCAGCAGCGCUCGAUGACUCAAUGUUCUCUUGUUCUGCCUGGGGAGAGCUCAGAGGUGCUGGCUCAGAUUAACCGCUGGCUCUGAGCUGGCCUUGGGGUGAAGUGCUCUUCUAACCUAGGGCUCCAGUGCUCCAAGUACAACAGUCAAAUGUGGACUUCAUGUAACAAACUGAUCUAUUUUUCUCAGGCCCUGUGGCUCCCCCAGAGCUCUGCUGCCUCCCUGCGCUUCCCCAGCAGAGGCAGCAUCAGGUAGUGUCUGGUGUGCCAUCAAGCAAUUCUUGGCUGCCAAGGCUGAUUAACAUCACUUCUUGACUCCUGCAUAAACGAAGAGUUCAGAUCCCCACUUUCACCAAUUCUACAGUGAAGCAUCUGGGUUGUCUGAGAAAAGUCAUGUUUUGCUAUCAGCCUUCAGAUCCCAUCGAUGUUCCUGCUGUGAGAUAUUCACAGAAUCACAGAAUCUUAGUGGUUGGAAGGGACCUCUGAGAUCAUCAAGUCCAACCACAUUAAAAAAAAAAACAAACCAAACCAAAACGCAAAAAAAACCCAAA